UUCAGUACAAGUGUAACAGUUGUGACCGAUGGUGGUGUUAUUGGAAAAGAGAUUCGUAGAAAUCGAAACGUGCUAAAAAGUGUGAUAUUUACCGACUAUUUGCAUAGUGUGAAAUUGCCUAAUAUCUGGUGAUAUCUUGCCUAGGAAUUGAGAUGAGUUGUCUUUUAAAUAUCAUCAUCUGUGGCCUACUGGUGACACUUUUAUGUGCAACCAGUUCUCGAGCAUCACAUCGUACUCAAAAGCGACAAACUACAAAUACAUCCAUUUCUCCUGAGAUUCUCCAACAGUACCCGAAUGGAGCAUUCGAUGACAGAAAGCCGGACCCGGAUCCUAACAACCAACAGUUCAAAGACUACGUAAAUGUACUGACCCGUUUCGAUGAUUGGGUAACAGGUCAAACCCACACACGAACCCCGCAGGAGGUACUCCCAGACGACGAAAUCAAUGAUCCGAUACCGCAAGUAGAUCCCAAUAACCAGCGUUUUAAAGACUAUGUAAGCGUUUUGACCCGUUUUGACGAUUGGGCUACUGGCCACGGCCACGUGCGCGGGCCACAGGACGUGCUUCCGGAUGACGAAUUCAAUGAUCCAAAACCUUCAACGGAUUCGAAUAAUACUGCUUUUAAAGAAUAUGUAACUGAGCUGACUCGAUUUGAUCCUUGGAUCACUGGACAGAAGGUUCCUAUUCCAACGGAUCCAGCGACGGAUGCACUGCAUCAAGAUAUUGGAAACAUUGAUCAGCUAAAUCAAACAACUCAGUAUUCGAACUCAGAUGAACAGUCUUAUAAUGACUUUGCUAAGACUUUGCCACUUGCCAUUUCUAUCCCAACCAGCACAGCACAGCCGAAUCGGGAAGAAGUUCCUUUUAGUGAUAACAAACCGACUAUUCCUCCGAAUUCCGCGUACAAUGACUACGUGAAGGUGUUGACGCGUUUUGAUCCAACAAUCACAGGUCAAAAGGUACCUAUCCCAGCCGACCCAACAACAGAUGCUUUACAUCAGGUUUUUCGGAGAUCGUUGAUAAGUCCCGAAGAACACUUCGCUGAUCAGAUAAGCGAUAGCACCCCGGUAAAUCCAGCUGCCAAAAAGGCGUAUAAUGACUUUGUGUCAGAGCUCAAGCGCUUCGACCCAUGGAUAACUGGCCAUAAGGUUCCCAUUCCGCGAGAUGCCGCAACCGAUGCCUUGCACGAGAUCACUAAACGGUCUCUAUUCGGUAGCGACUCCGCUCAAAUCUCUCAAACACGAUCCAAACGUGCAAUAAUAUUUCGUCCAUUUUUCGUCUACAGGCAGCAGGAACUGAAGAAAGUUCGUGGUGGCGGUGAAAAUCGUGCUUGAAACGAGGACAAACCAAACUGGUUAGUAGACGUGAUAAUCAAUGUCGCAUUGAAGUUCAAAAUAUUGAACAACACCGGCAAACUGCUGAUGGUAUUACAGUUAUUCGUGUGUUAUGGCUUUGUAAGUAAUGGUAUUCAUUGUGUGACGUGAUUGAAAAUUUGGAUUGUGUAAAUAGUAUAAGCAAUAUUGUUGUUGGACCGUUCUCACACAU
This is a messenger RNA of Topomyia yanbarensis, 1545 nucleotides long. RefSeq lists its product as uncharacterized. Bases 153 to 1334 code for a protein of 393 amino acids. The transcript has 2 exons. The record is from RefSeq and is a predicted model, not a curated record. Lineage: Eukaryota; Metazoa; Arthropoda; Insecta; Diptera; Culicidae.